Paramecium tetraurelia is the source of this 1614-nucleotide messenger RNA. RefSeq lists its product as uncharacterized. The record is from RefSeq and is a predicted model, not a curated record. Lineage: Eukaryota; Ciliophora; Oligohymenophorea; Peniculida; Parameciidae. The transcript has 5 exons.
CAACCUCCAAAAGUUAUUGAAUAACCAUUUGAAUCCGACAAUGGACAAUCUUUAAGUGAUCUAUUCCAAAUUACAACAAUUAUAAUAUUUUAAUGCCUUCAUUGAGAAAAACCUAAAAGGAACCCAAAGGGAGAGUCUGUUAUAUUUAUGUGGUAAAUUCAAAAUGGAGCACUUUAAAGGAGGCGAUGUCAUCUUCAAAGAAGGAGAUAAGUCAAACGAUAAGUUAUAUAUAAUAUUUAAUGGCCAUAACAAUAACAGACCCCAGAACAAAUCCCUUAAAAACCUCCUGAAAAUCAAAAGUAAUUGCAACAACAAUAAAGUUUUUUCAUCAAACCCGUUCCCUUGAAAACAGAUAAAACCCUAAGCAAAAUCACAACCUUAACCUCAGGAACUAACUUCUUUAAGUAAAUUGCCGUUUCAAAAAAGUUUGCUGACAAAAUGAAGGCUAACAUAGUGUAAGGUUAAACAAAUGAGAAAGUCUAGAUAUCACAACAAGAAAUGCAAGUGAUGAGUGACAAAUAUGGUGAAACUGUCAGAAUACUAAAAAGAGGGGAUGGCUUUGGAGAUAGAGCCUUACUUGAGAAUGUUCCAAGAGCAUUGACUGCAUGUGCAUAGACUGAAGACUUGUUCUUAUUAAUUUUAAAAAAAGACGACUUCGAUUUAAUUAGAUAAUAGUUUAUAUAAUAGAUGAAGGAGAAGAAAAGUUUAAUUUUCGGUAAGUUUCCUGUUUAAGGAGAUUAUUCAUCAAAAUAAUUAGAACAAUUAGCUUAUAGUUUUGAUGUGGAAUAAUUUUAGAAGAAUUGUGUAUUAACUAUAGAUGGACAAUAUAAGAAAUGUUUCUACUUGAUUCAAUUUGGAGAUAUCUUAUUAGAAAAAGUAAUAAAUGAUUAAUUGGCUAAGAUAUGCAUUCUAACAAAGGGAUAGUUAUUGGGAGAAGAAAUAGCAAUGAAUGAUGAUGGUUGUUGUGAAUAUAAUGCCACAGUCUUAUCUAAUGAGGCUACUUUGAUGGUCAUCCAUAAACAAGAAUUUUUAUUAAAAUUCCCUGAAGAAUGCAAAUUGUGGGUUCAAUAAGAAUACGUAAGGAAAACUAAAUUUAGAACUAUUUUUUAAACCUCGAAUAUGAUCAGUGUGAAUAAAAUCAAUCAACCUAAAUUUACAGCUGUUAAAUAAUAUAUUGAAGUUAAAUACAACCCAAAAAAAAUUAGAAGCAAAGAAAGAGAAGAUAAAAUGGAUAUUGGUACAAUAGUUGAAGAAAAAAACUUUAUUUAUAAAUUAAAGUAUCAAAGUGAUCCAGAAAAAGAUGCUGGAUCAGCUUUGUUUGGAACUGAUUUAUAUUAAAGUCCAAAACUUGGAUUUACACCAAAAUAUGAUCAUCCAAAUAACAUAGCAAUGACAUCAUUUAAAUAGCAAUAUCUUUAUAAAUUGUGUAAGAAGAAAAGAAGACAAAUGAUUUUGAACACUCCUCCUCUAACAGCUAGAACAAUCACUAAUUAUUAGUCUGUCAUUUCGGAUCGUUAAAGUAAACAUAAACACACUUUUUCUACAGGAAUUAACUCAAAUACUCCCUGUCUAUCACUCUCUCCAAUAAAUAUGAAUAGUAGAGAGAUCAUGUGA